CACGAGACGAGAGUGUUCAGAUGGACAAAUCAAGCUGCAUUAAUGAUUAUACUGCAAUAAAAGCACAUUUCGCUGGAUGUUAUCUAGAUGUGGUCGUACUGUUGCCCGUAUCUGACGUGUGCAGAGGUGUGGGAAGAGAGCAGGAUGUUUCCCACAGAAGAGGAGGAUCAGAGCAGCGUCAGGAUGGACAUCGAGCUCUUAAAAGAGCAAUACAACACCAUCAGAGAGAAACAGAGACGACAAACUCAUGUCAUCUGCUUCAAGAAAGCACAAAAUAAUGAAGAAAUAAGUGGCAAAAAUCUAGUGGACCUGGUUCCCGUGCGUCAGAUCAAUCGCUCUCCUUCAACAGCAUCAGAAACCCAGUUUGAGUUUGUUUUGGAUUCUGACAGCGGUCUGUGGCGUUCACAUCUGGACAUGUACCGUAUGAAACACACCACUGAUCAAACUGAACAAGAAAAUAACAGCGACACGUCUACAGAAACCUCCAGCAGCAGCUCAGAGUCAGAGCGGCUCUCGGAGGACUCCAACCCUGAAGAACAUCAUCUGGAGAACAAGAACCACGGCGGCCUGGACUCUAGGAAGUUCUCAGCGCCGGCGGUUUUGUCCCGUCAGCUGAGCUUCGGGAGUUAUCGCUCCACACCUGCCAGCUUGAAAUAUUAUUACCCAUUUCCUCAGAGGAAAAGCUUGAGGAAAUCAGAGACGGCCAGGAGACUGGGCCUCUACGCCUCACUUUAAUGAGAAAAUAUGACUGAAACAACCAGGAAACGUUCUCUCAAUGUUCUCCCAAGGUUAUGAACAGUUACAAUAAUAGAACAAGUUAUCUGGUGUUUAAUAAUGUCCUGAAAAUAUCAUUUAUAACAUUUUAAGUAACAUUUUAGUUUGACGUUCAUGUAACAUUUUUAAAAUGUUGCUACUUUCAAAGAAACAUUCUCAUAGUGUCUGAAAAAUGAUACAAUGUAACGUUCGCUUAAUGUUCACAUAACCAAACGUUCUAAAAAUGGAUAUUUUAAACAUUCAGAAGUAACAUUUUCAUAAUGUUAGGAAAACAUUCUUAGAUUAUACACUACUGUUCAAAAGUUUGGGGUUUUUAUUGUUUCUUUUUUUUUUUUUCUUUUUAAGAAAUUAAUACUUUUAUUCAACAAGGAUGUAUUAAGUUAAUUAUUAAAAGUUUAUUAAAAGUUAAUAAUAAAUAAUUUACAUCGUUAUAAAAUAUUUAUAUUUUGAAUAAACACUGUACUUUUUAAACUUGUUAUUCAAUGUUGGAUAA
This is a messenger RNA of Labeo rohita (rohu), 1267 nucleotides long. RefSeq lists its product as uncharacterized. NCBI's taxonomy places the organism in Eukaryota, Metazoa, Chordata, Actinopteri, Cypriniformes, Cyprinidae. The record is from RefSeq and is a predicted model, not a curated record. The transcript is spliced from 2 exons. Bases 88 to 735 code for a protein of 215 amino acids.